GACCCCCGGGAGUCUCGCUCCGGCAGCCCCUUCCUCCUCCGUUAAAGCUGACGGUUUUCGGGCGGGAACGUCGUGCAGCCACAGCAUUCGCGGGCUGAGGAUCGAGUGUGGGGGCGGGCAGUGAGGCCCCCGCCGCCCACUACCGGUCCCCUCCACCGCGCCCUGUGUGCUUUCUCGCGGACAGGCAGAAGCGGGGACAAAUACACGCCCACGGCGCUCUCCAAACCGCAGGUCCCCGCCCGCGGGCCGCGUGCUGUGCCUCAGGAUGGCCGCAAGAGGACGCUCAGGCCUUGGGCUGGGGAGGGGGCCCCUGCAGCCGCGGCCUUCCCCUUCCUUUACUCCACAGGGAGGCCCCGAGAGGGCCAGGGUCCCCAGGUUACACCGCAAAGACGGUGUGGCCAGGACGCAGAGCUGCCGGCAGCGAAGCCUGUCGCUUUGGAGCAGGUCCCGCGAGGGCAGGAGAGGGGCAGGAGCAGAAUCUGACCCCGAGGAGGCCUCUGCAGCCUCUGGUGUGGGGUCCAGGCCCACUCUGCAGGUGCUGCCUGUCCCCAGCCACGCAGCGUCGGCCUCAAGGGGCCUGGCAGGUGGCAGCGGUGGCCACAACAUGGGUACCCCCCAGCCCGCGGUGCCAGAGCUCCAUCCCACUGAGGGGGCUGGCAGUGUGGCAGGGAAGGCUGUAGUGGGUGCCCGGGAGAAGGGCCCUCGGCUGGGCCAGCGGCUGCCCUCGAUCAUGGUGGAGCCCAGUGAGGCCGGUGCAGUGGAGAGUGGGGAGCUACGCUGGCCCCCAGAGGGUGCCCAGAGGGGAGCCCCUCAGAGCCAGACCGCCCCCUCGCCAAGUUCCCCGGGUGCCCCAGGGAUGACUUCAGAUGACGCUGCCAGCACCGGGGACCAGUGACGGGGUGAGGACACAGCCUGGCUCGCUCUCUGCCCGUUGAGAGCCCCACCAGGGUGGCCCGGCUGCUGCACAGACCCCCGCAGGCGGGCUGCGCUGCAGCUUCCUGUCUCGGCUGCGUGGCCCAGCUGCAGCUCUGCCCCUGCUGCCGCUGCUCCGGUCUCACCACACCCUCCUCGUCCCGCGGUUUGGAGCAGAAAUAAAAGCACCUCUCAGUGGCC
Messenger RNA from Oryctolagus cuniculus (rabbit), 1113 nucleotides. NCBI's taxonomy places the organism in Eukaryota, Metazoa, Chordata, Mammalia, Lagomorpha, Leporidae. The record is from RefSeq and is a predicted model, not a curated record.